Castor canadensis (American beaver) is the source of this 8658-nucleotide messenger RNA. It is a transcript of the gene Abca7, whose product is annotated as ATP binding cassette subfamily A member 7. Gene Ontology annotation, cellular component: membrane; intracellular membrane-bounded organelle. The record is from RefSeq and is a predicted model, not a curated record. NCBI's taxonomy places the organism in Eukaryota, Metazoa, Chordata, Mammalia, Rodentia, Castoridae. Gene Ontology annotation, molecular function: ATP binding; ABC-type transporter activity; lipid carrier activity. Gene Ontology annotation, biological process: lipid transport; transmembrane transport.
UCAAUGCUACCUGCAGAGGGUCUGGAGGUCUGGGGGUGGCUAGGUGGGAUGAAGAUCAGGAGGCUUCUGGGGCCGCUUUUUCUCACCCUGAACUCCCUCUCUUAGCAGGACUGAGCCACUGGUAGGGGCGGUGGGAUGGGGAACCCUGUCUGACAAGGCAGGCAGCAAAUUUCCCAGCAGCCUAUGGGGCCCAGUUCUGGGCAGGGAAGGACCAAGGCAGCAGACCAGCCCCAGAUGGUUUCUGGUUUCUUCAUCUCUUUCCCAUCAGUUUGUGGUUUCUGUACCACAGAAGUUUCAAGCAGUUUUCAAGAAUCAAAAAAAUUCUCUCUCUCUCUCUCUCUCUCUCUCUCUCUUUCCUUUUUAGGGGAAUAGGGUGGCAAUGGUAGAGGGGAAUGCCACUGCCCUAAAGUAUUUUGAAGACUGGAUUUCUCUAGGACCCUCAGAAUGACAGCCCUGACCCCUCCCAGUGGUCCAGUGGGGAAACUUAAGCCCAGAUCACACAAUAGAGUUCUAAGUGGCUGAGGCAAAGCCAGACAUCUGGGUCUGGCAGAAUGGCUCGAGCGGUAGAAUGCCUGACUAAUAAAGCUUGAAGUCCUGAGUUCAAACCCCAGUACCAAGAAAGAAAGAAAUUUUAAAAAGCCAUACAUCUCUCCACAUCUGUCCCCUCCCUUGGGCCCUCAGUGAGUUUUAAAAACCUAUGCCUGGCCAGCUCUACUACUCUACCCACACUGUCCCCUCCAAGUACUGCUUGUGAGCUGGCACCUGGGGCCCCUAGACCUUGAGAUAAUGUGAAAUACCAAGUGUGGACCAAAAGUAAUAAUAAUAAAAAAUCUUUUUAGAGAAGGUGCCUGCCUGAGACAGCUGGAGGCCGGGACGAUGAUAGUGGUAGGGGGGCUUGUAGGGACUGAAGGAGGGGCAAAGGGAAGCCUUGUGAGUAGCGUUGGGAAGGGGAGAAAUGGGUCCAAAAGUCACAGGUGAGUGGGAUGGAGGAUGACUCGUGGAGCUGGGCGCUGGUGACUCAUGCCUGUAAUCCUAACGACUAAGGAGGCAAAGGCCGGAAGGAUUGUGGUUCAAAGCUAGCUCAGGCAAAUAGUUCGUGAGACCCCUAUCCAUCACAAAAAAAGGGAUGGAGUAGCUCAAGGUGUAGGCCCUGAGUUCAACCCCCAGCACCGCAAAAAGAGUGAUUUGCAGAGCCAGCUUUCUCACCUGCUCUGUCAGCUCCAGCUCAGCCCUACGCCACCCGGCAGCCUCCAAGCUCCUGCUCCUGGUUUCUCCCAGUCUGGAGAUCUCUCCCUGGCAAGCUCCUUUCUCCGUAGAGCGCCCUCCCCCCCCUUACCAACUAGCACCCUUCCCAGGCCCUUCCGAGCUGUGGCUCAACACAUCCUUCAUCCUCACCACGAUCUUGAGAAACAUGUCUAUUUUCCACAGCGGGAAGCAUUCGGAGUUUUCCCUCAAAAUCGGGGCAACUGUUAUGACUAACAGAAUGUUGGGGGCCCCGCGCUCUUCUGCUAUCACCCGGACCACUGUAGGACCCUAGGAAUGUUUGUCGAGUGAAUGGAGAAAGAUUAAGAUCGAGCUUCUAUUUUACAGACAGAUAAAGGGAAUCCCAGUUUUGGAUUCUGUCUAGGACCCUGGUCCCAGGGGAAUACGGGACAGAGGGGUCUCCGGCAACGGGGGGACUUAAAGUAUUGCAGGAAGUUAUGCAACGUGAGGAGACAGCCAAGUUCCCCACAGUCCGGCCGGCUUGUCCCGAAGCCGGUCCCCGUGGGGAGAACUGGGCACAGUGUCACCCCAAGGUGAUGCAGCAAGAAGCGUGCGGACCCUUUAAGAAACCCCGGCACCGCUAGCCCGCUGUGAUCCCGCUUCCUCUCUGGGCGGUUCUGAGUGGCGGUUACGAGGGCCAAUAGUCAAAGCCGAGGGCGGAGCGCACUCGGGCGCGGCCACCAGCACCUAGUUGCGAAGGGCGGUCAUCUGCCGCGCCCCACCGGAGCUCCUCUUAAAGGGGCCACCCUCCCCGACCGCUGUCGGGCGGACAGAAGGUGGCAAGAACUGGGGAGCCGGAACGUGUCAUCAUGGCCUUCUGGACACAGCUGAUGUUGCUGCUUUGGAAGAAUUUCAUGUAUCGCAGGAGACAGCCGAUCCAGCUCCUUGUAGAAUUGUUGUGGCCCCUCUUCCUCUUCUUCAUCCUUGUGGCUGUUCGCCACUCCCACCCUCCACUGGAGCACCAUGAAUGCCACUUCCCCAACAAGCCACUGCCCUCAGCAGGUACACUGCCGUGGCUCCAGGGCCUCAUUUGCAAUGUGAACAACUCCUGCUUCCCCCAGAUGACACCUGGAGAGAAGCCAGGACUACUGAGCAACUUCAAGGACUCCCUAGUCUCCCGGCUCCUAGCUGAUGCCCUCACUGUGCUGGGGAGCCCGAGUGCUAACAGGACGAUGGCAGCACUGGGGAAGCUGAUGCCCGUGUUGAGGACCGCCCGCAGCAGAGCCUGGCCCCCACAGAGUGACUGGCGACAGGAGCAACCCUCGAUGACCACUGAGUUUCUGGGAACGCUUCUGGAAGAGGAAUCGUUGGCAUGGGUGCUGGGCCAAGCCCAGGAGUCCAUGAGCAGCUUUGUGGAGGCUGCUCAAGAUCUAGUCAAGGAGUUCCUGGCACUGCCCAGUCUGGUGGCGCUUCGGACUCUGCUGCAGAGACCCCAAGGAACAGGUGACCCUCUGCAGCUGCUGUCAGAAGUCCUUUGCAGUGCCAAGGGGCCUAGCAGCCCUGGCGGUCUCUCCCUCAACUGGUAUGAGGCCAGCCAACUGAAGGAGUUGGUGGGCCCAGAGCCUGCACCAGCCUUGCCUGUUGAUGGCUUGAGCCCUGCCUGCUCUAAGCUGAUGGGGUCUCUGGACAACCACCCACUGUCCCACCUGCUGUGGAGGCGCCUGAAGCCACUGAUCCACGGAAAACUUCUGUUCACACCUGACACCAAUUUUACCCGGCAGCUUAUGGCCCAGGUGAACCGGACCUUCGAGGAGCUGGCUCUGCUGAGGGACAUCCAGGAGGUCUGGGGGGUGCUGGGACCUCAGCUCUUUGCCUUCAUGAACAACAGUGUGAAUGUGGCCAUGCUGCAGAGGCUCCUGGAAAUGCAGAACAAAGGGAACAGGAGGCCAGGAUCUGGAGACCCGGACCAGAUAGAGGCAGUCAAAUCCUUUCUGGACCCCAGCAGAGGAGGCUACAGCUGGCGGGAGGCCCAUGCUGAUGUGGAGCGCCUGGUGGGCACACUGGGCCAAGUGAUGGAGUGUGUGUCCCUGGACAAACUAGAGGCCGCACCUUCAGAGGAAGCCCUGGUGUCGCGAGCCCUACAGCUGCUAGCUGAGCGCCGCCUCUGGGCUGGCGUCGUUUUCCUGGGGCCAGAGAAUUCCCCGAACCCUGCAGAGCUGCCAGCCUCAGACUUCCGCCCUGGCCACUUGCUUGUCAAGAUCCGCAUGGACAUCGACGACGUCACGAGGACCAAUAAGAUCAGGGACAAGUUUUGGGACCCCGGCCCUGCCGCAGAUCCUCUGAUGGACCUUCGCUACGUGUGGGGCGGCUUCGUGUACCUGCAGGACCUUCUGGAGAGUGCGGCUGUACGCAUGCUCAGUGGCACCAACCCCAGCGCUGGCCUCUACCUGCAGCAGAUGCCCUACCCUUGCUAUGUGGAUGAUGUGUUCCUGCGUGUACUGAGCAGGUCGCUGCCUCUCUUCCUGACGCUGUCUUGGAUCUACUCGGUGGCACUGACCGUGAAGGCUGUAGUGCGGGAAAAGGAGACUCGGCUGCGCGACACGAUGCGCGCUAUGGGGCUCAGUCGCGCAGUGCUCUGGCUCGGCUGGUUUCUCAGCUGCCUCGGGCCCUUCCUUCUCAGCGCCGCGCUGCUGGUGCUGGUGCUCAAGCUGGGGGACAUCCUCCCCUACAGCCAUCCAGUCGUGAUCUUUCUGUUCCUGGCGGCUUUCGCGGUAGCCACCGUGGUCCAGAGCUUCCUGCUGAGUGCCUUCUUUUCCCGUGCCAACCUUGCGGCGGCCUGCGGAGGCCUCGCCUACUUCUCACUAUACCUACCCUACGUGCUGUGUGUGGCUUGGCGGGAGCGACUGCCCGUGGGCGGUCGCGUGGCAGCGAGCCUGCUGUCGCCGGUGGCUUUCGGCUUCGGGUGUGAGAGCCUAGCGCUGCUGGAAGAGCAGGGCGAGGGCGCACAAUGGCACAACUUAGGCAUCGGGCCCGCGGCCGACGUCUUCAGCCUGGCGCAGGUCUCUGGCCUCCUGCUGCUGGACGCCGCGCUCUACAGCCUCCUCCUCUGGUACCUGGAGGCCGUGUGCCCAGGCCAGUAUGGGAUCCCCGAGCCAUGGAAUUUCCCCUUUCGGAAGAGCUACUGGUGCGGGCCUGGACUCCCUAAGGGUCCCGUCCCCGCCCCCGCCGCUCAGGACCCAAAGGUGCUUGUGGAAGAGGCGCCGCCUGGCCUGAGUCCCGGAGUCUCCGUUCGCGGCCUGGAGAAGCGCUUUCCUGGCUGCGCGCAGCCAGCCCUACGUGGGCUCAGCCUGGACUUCUACAAGGGACACAUCACCGCCUUCCUGGGCCACAACGGGGCCGGCAAGACGACCACGCUGUCUAUCCUGAGUGGCCUUUUCCCACCUACUGGAGGUUCGGCCUUUAUCCUGGGCCAUGAUGUGCGAUCUAGCAUGGCAGCCAUCCGUCCCCACCUGGGCAUCUGUCCUCAGUACAACGUGCUGUUUGACAUGCUGACUGUGGAGGAACACGUGUGGUUCUAUGGCCAGUUGAAGGGUCUGAGUGCUGCUGCUGUAGGCCCGGAGCAGGAGUGUCUGCUGCAGGAUGUGGGCCUGGUCCCCAAGAGGUUCACACAGACCCGCCACCUCUCUGGUGGAAUGCAGAGGAAGCUGUCAGUGGCCAUUGCUUUUGUGGGUGGCUCCCAAGUCGUUAUCCUGGAUGAACCUACUGCUGGCGUGGACCCUGCAUCCCGCCGCAGCAUUUGGGAGCUGCUGCUGAAAUACCGAGAAGGUCGCACUCUGAUCCUCUCCACUCACCAUCUGGAUGAGGCGGAGCUGCUGGGAGAUCGUGUGGCCAUGGUGGCGGGUGGCCGCCUGUGCUGCUGUGGGUCUCCGCUCUUCCUGCGGCGUCACUUGGGCUCUGGCUACUACCUGACACUUGUGAAGAGGUCCUUGCCCCAGACUACCAGUGAGAAGGGUAACACUGACUCAAAGGACAGUUUGGAGAGGGAGCUGGGCAACCAGAGCAGUGUGGCAGGUGCACCCCAGCUCCUGGCCCUGGUGCAGCGCUGGGUGCCAGGGGCACGGCUGGUAGAGGAGCUGCCCAGCGAGCUAGUGCUGGCCCUGCCCUAUGAGGGUGCCCUGGAUGGCAGCUUCGCCGCACUCUUCCAGGAACUGGAUGGACAGCUGGGAACACUGAGGCUCACCAGCUAUGGGAUCUCAGACACCAGCCUUGAGGAGAUCUUUUUGAAGGUGGUGGAAGACUGUGCUGUGGACACAGACUCAGAGGGUGUCAACUCUGGGCAUCAUCUGAGUACCCGUAUUGCCUACCUGCCCCAGACACUGCCUGAGGCCUCAGCCUUGGAAAACGGGGAGCCAGCUGGGUCAUCCCUGGAGACCCAGACCUUACAGGGCUUCAGGCUGGACACUACAGACCGGGUACAGGGCUGGGCGCUAACCUGCCAACAGCUCCGGGCCUUGCUUCUCAAGCGUUUUUUGUUGGCUCACCGCAGCCGCCGAGGCCUGUUUGCACAGAUCGUGCUGCCCGCCCUGUUUGUGGGCCUGGCUCUGGUGUUCAGCCUCAUCAUGCCUCCUUUUGGCCACUACCCGGCUCUGCGGCUCAGUCCUGACAUGUAUGGUGCCCAGGUCUCCUUCUUCAGCGAGGACGCACCAGACGACCCCGAACGGGUUCGUCUGCUUGAGGCGCUGCUGGAGGAGGCAGGACUGGAGAUACCCUACCUGCAGAACACUUCCAUCAGGGUUCCUGAGUGCACACAGAGCCUUGCGUGCUACUUCUCUAUCCCUGAGAUUCCUGCUGAUGUGGCUGAAGUGCUGGUCAAUGGCAACUGGACCCCAGAGUCUCCAUCCCCAGCCUGCCAGUGCAGCAGGCCUGGUGCCCGCCGCCUGCUGCCUGACUGCCCAGUUGCAGCUGGUGGCCUCCCACCACCCCAAGCCUUGGCCAGCUCAGGAGAAGUGGUACAGAAUCUGACAGGCCGGAAUCUGACUGACUUCCUGGUCAAAACCUACCCAAGCCUUGUGCGCAAGGGCCUGAAGACUAAGAAGUGGGUGAAUGAGGUCAGAUACGGGGGUUUCUCAUUGGGAGGCAGAGACUCAGACCUGCCCUCUCAGCAUGAGGUAGGCCGCAUGGUGGAGGAACUGCGGGCACUGUUGAACCCCCAGCCUGGUGGGGCCUUGGACCGAGUUCUGAACAACCUCACAGAGUGGGCUCUUGGCCUGGAUGCCCAGAAUAGCAUCAAGAUCUGGUUCAACAACAAGGGCUGGCAUGCCAUGGUGGCCUUUGUCAAUAGAGCCAACAAUGCACUCCUACGUGCCCACCUGCCCCCAGGCCCUGCCCGCCAUGCCCACAGCAUCACCACACUUAACCACCCUCUGAACCUGACCAAGGAGCAACUGUCUGAGGCUGCACUGAUGGCCUCCUCUGUGGAUGUCCUUAUCUCCAUCUGUGUGGUCUUCGCCAUGUCCUUCGUCCCAGCCAGCUUUACCCUUGUGCUCAUCGAGGAGCGUGUCACUCGAGCCAAACACCUGCAGCUCAUUGGGGGCCUGCCCCCAACCCUCUACUGGCUUGGCAACUUUGUCUGGGACAUGUGUAACUACUUGGUGGCAGUGUGCAUUGUGGUGCUCAUCUUCCUGGCCUUCCAGCAAAAGGCAUACGUGGCUCCUGCAAACCUGCCUGCCCUCUUGCUCUUGCUACUGCUAUAUGGCUGGUCAAUCACGCCGCUCAUGUACCCAGCCUCCUUCUUCUUCUCCGUGCCCAGCACGGCCUAUGUGAUGCUCACUUGCAUCAACCUCUUCAUUGGCAUCAACAGCAGCAUGGCCACCUUUGUACUGGAACUCUUCUCUGAUCAGAAGCUGCAGGAGGUGAGCCAGAUCUUGAAGCAGGUCUUCCUGAUCUUCCCUCACUUCUGCCUGGGCCGAGGGCUCAUUGACAUGGUACGGAACCAGGCCAUGGCUGAUGCCUUUGAGCAUUUGGGAGACAGAAAAUUCCAGUCACCCUUGCGAUGGGAGGUGGUCGGCAAGAACCUCUUGGCCAUGGUGGUACAAGGGCCCCUCUUCCUCCUCUUCACACUUCUGCUCCAGCACCGUAACCACUUCCUGCCACAACCCAAGCCAAAGCUGCUGCCACCCCUAGGGGAGGAGGAUGAGGACGUGGCCGUGGAGCGGGAACGGGUGACCAGAGGGACCACCCAAGGAGAUUUGUUGGUACUCAGGGACUUGACCAAGGUGUACCGUGGAGAGAGGAUGCCAGCUGUCGAUCGCCUGUGCUUAGGAAUCCCCCCUGGGGAGUGCUUUGGGCUGCUGGGAGUGAAUGGAGCAGGCAAAACAUCCACAUUUCGCAUGGUGACGGGGGACACGCUGCCCAGCGGGGGCGAGGCAGUGCUGGCAGGCCACAGUGUGGCCCAGGAACCGGCCGCCGCGCACCGCCGCAUGGGUUACUGUCCUCAGUCAGACGCCAUCUUCGAGCUGCUGACUGGUCGAGAGCACUUGGAGUUCUUCGCGCGCCUGCGCGGCGUCCCCGAGGUCCACGUUGCACAGAUAGCCAGCUCUGGCCUGGCCCGCCUGGGGCUCCCACGGUAUGCGGACAGAUCUGCAGGCACCUACAGUGGAGGCAACAAACGGAAGCUGGCGACAGCUAUUGCGCUGGUUGGGGAUCCGGCGGUGGUCUUUCUGGACGAGCCCACAACAGGAAUGGACCCCAGCGCGCGUCGCUUCCUCUGGAACAGCCUCCUGGCUGUGGUGCGGGAGGGCCGCUCCGUGGUGCUCACUUCGCACAGCAUGGAGGAAUGCGAAGCACUCUGCACACGCCUGGCCAUCAUGGUGAAUGGGCGGUUCCAAUGCCUGGGCAGCGCGCAGCAUCUCAAGGGCAGAUUCGGGGCUGGCCACACGCUGACCCUGAGGGUACCAGCCGACCAACCCGAGCGCACGGUAGACUUCGUGGUGGCGGCGUUCCCAGGGGCUGAGCUGCGGGAGGUGCACGGAGGCCGCCUGCGCUUCCAGCUCCCGCCAGGAGGGCGCUGCGCCCUGGCGUGCGUAUUUGGAGAAUUGGCGGCACACGGCUCAGAUCACGGCAUAGAGGACUUCUCCGUGAGUCAGACCACGCUGGAAGAGGUAUUCCUGUACUUCUCCAACGACCAGGGAAAGAAUGAUGAGGACCACCAGCAGGAGGCAGGAGUGGAACCCACAGCAUCAGGCCCACAGCGCCGCAAACACAUCAGCCGGUUCCUAGAGGACCCCAGCACACUGGAGACCAUGCUCUGAGCCUCCCUAUCCUGGGGACUGGUAGGAGGCCUUGAGUAGGAAAGGCAAGGUAGACCCAGGCUUCAAAGCCUUUGAGCUCUCAUUGCCCUGAAGAAAAUAAAGACUGACAAAACUGUGUGUCCAUGUGGCAGGUGGCAUUUGCACA